AUGAUUCCAACCGAUCUUAAUCGCCCGCCGAGACAUGCGAGUGUCACCAAUGGGCGUUCAGCUAUGACUUGGAAUAUCCGUUCUCCGGAGAAUAUAAAAGCCCAGAAGAAUUCUGAAGAAUUCCAAAGAAGCCACGAAAUGCCAGUGUUUGGUUGGAAACUCUUUAUUCUGGCGGUGAGUGCUGUGGGCUUCACAUCGGCGGGUCAUCCGGCGGAGAAGGAAAAAUCUACAGUUCCCUCAACCCAUGGGUAUGGACCUGCUAUCCACAUCAGCUCUGGGGUUCUCCAACUAGCCCCUGACACGGAGCCCACCCCGUUGCUGUUGCUCUCGAAUCCGUACUCCUCCUCCUCCGGGUCGCUGGGAGGGAGUCCUUGGCCCCACUUGUAUGUGGAGACCUUUGGGGCCUCCCACUUGCCGGUGGCUACUUCGGGAGUGGCUCUCCAGGAGCCCCGCAUCCUGGUCAGCGACAACGUGGACUUCUCCCAACUGAAGCUCCGCCAGCACACUUUUCCAGUUCAGUCCCAUGGACGUUGA
Molecule: messenger RNA, 534 nt
Organism: Drosophila ananassae
Lineage: Eukaryota; Metazoa; Arthropoda; Insecta; Diptera; Drosophilidae
Exons: 2
Coding region: 1-534 (177 amino acids)
Source: RefSeq, a predicted model, not a curated record